Pestalotiopsis fici W106-1 is the source of this 822-nucleotide messenger RNA. RefSeq lists its product as uncharacterized. The transcript has 3 exons. NCBI's taxonomy places the organism in Eukaryota, Fungi, Ascomycota, Sordariomycetes, Amphisphaeriales, Sporocadaceae. Bases 1 to 822 code for a protein of 273 amino acids. The record is from RefSeq and is a predicted model, not a curated record.
AUGCGCUCAUCAAGAAUUAUUGCACUGGCCUCUUGGAGUGCCGGGGUUUGGGGGUUUGAGAACAAGUUUUUGUUUCCAACAGACAAGGACUUGACCUUUCACUACAAGAAUACGAUCGAGGUCCAAUACCAGUCCAACUUUGCCAGCCCCACAUUAUAUACCUAUUGUAAAGUGAACGGAAAGUCAAAAGAAGAGAACAAGGUUACUGCGCCAAAGUAUAAUGCCACCGUAUCGGUCACCCUUAAUUGGGACGAUGAAGCUAGCGAAUGCUGGUUCAACCUCAUGCCAGCCGACUCGAAAAAGACGGGCUUCAACAGUCCUAAUUCGUGGUCUUAUGAAGUGGGAAAGGCCAAUACUACCACAGUCAAAGCCGACGACGACACUACAAAGCCUUCCACAAAACCUUCCACGUCGUCAUCAACAACGACAUCAGCAUCAUCUACGGCAACAUCGACUGCAACUCCCACCACGGCCGACGCCGCCAAUGCACAAGUGACAACAAGCAGCCAGCCGUCUGCCACACCGUCGUCCGAGCCGCUAGACGAUGACCCAAAGUCAAAGGGGAUCAAGGUCGGCAUCGCCGUCGGUGCGGCGUUUGGCGGUCUUCUCGUCAUGACCAUAAUCGGCAUGCUGGCGGCGCGCUUCCUCAGGAGGGACAGACCGCUCAAGAGUUACAAGUCCAUGGCCGCGUCGGCGUCGGAAAUGGGUCUGGUGGCCGGAGGACCUCACAAGCCGGCAGCCUCGGUGUCUUAUAAUCCCGUCUCGCAGUUUGAGCCGUCGGGAGCACCUGCUUCUGCUCCUUAUGAUCCUCAUCGUCACUAG